CUUGACUUAACCUACAACAAUCUAAGGCACGGUGCUCGCACCUCCUAAAUUUACAUUACCGGUAUCUCCAUAACGAUCAAUCCGCCUUAACAAACCCACUCACCGCCAGACAGGGUUCUUUUUUUUUUUUUCCUUCCCAUCCCGCUGCUUCGCUGUCCCAACUGUAAGGACGCCACCACUGCCUCCACCGCUACUACAUCCACCAGUUCCACCGGGAACGUGAGUACCUGUAGCGUGCUUAAUGCCGUUUGAAGCGAUGUCGGCUUCAGUUGCGGGUUUGGAAACCGAUAACGACGACGAUGGCGAGCAGCAACAGCAGCCGCGAGAGACGCUGCUGCAGGAAAAGGAAAGGGUUUCGUUGGACACGCUUCCGGACGAAAUCAUUCUUACGGUUUGUGAAUUCUUGGAUGUGCCGGAGUUGGGGGCUCUGGGGAAGACAACCCACCGCCUCCGCGCCCUAUCCACGGACCCCCUCCUACACAAGAUCCGGCUCCACCGCGCCAAAGCGACUCUUGCAGCCUCCCUCCAACACCGCCCCUCCCUCCCGCUCCUCCGCGACGCGCAAAUAUACCUGACCCGCCGCCAGCACACGCAGCGCGUCCUCUCCCGUGCACUGCUUGGGAUCAGAUUGAAGCAUCACUUUCUCACCCGGCCGAGCCUCCCCGCGCUCCAGGAGCGCGGCGUGAUGUACCGGUGCGGUGGGAUUGCACCGGCGCUGGCGGGCAGGGCGAAGGAUCUUGAGAGGGAGAGGGUUAAGGAUAGGUUGAGGAGGUGGGUCGUUGAGAGGCUGAGCCUUGAGGAGGCGGUUGGGUGUGGGCUGGUCUUGAAUAAGGUUGUGUGGGAAGAAGGGAGGAGGGAAGGGGUCAGGAGUAUUGCUAGGAGACUGAUGGCAAGGUGGGGGAAUGAUGGGCAAGGGGAAGGGAAGAGGAAGGUUGGUGGUAGUGGGGUGGCGUGUUGGGGGAGAGGAAGGGUGGUCAGGUAUGAUCCGCCCAGAGCAAUGGUUUUGGGGCUUAAGAGACACUUCGAAAAGUUGGCUGCUGAGGGGGGAAUUCACCCCCGCGUCACGCCACUCUACCUAAUUGGAAGUAGGAAUUGA
Messenger RNA from Tuber melanosporum (Perigord truffle), 1096 nucleotides. RefSeq lists its product as uncharacterized. The record is from RefSeq and is a predicted model, not a curated record. Bases 257 to 1096 code for a protein of 279 amino acids. Gene Ontology annotation, molecular function: protein binding. The transcript is spliced from 2 exons. Lineage: Eukaryota; Fungi; Ascomycota; Pezizomycetes; Pezizales; Tuberaceae.